AUUCUUAUGCAUAUAAAUAUGGAUUAUCUGGUGGAGUAAAAGAUAUCAAAGUUGUGUACUUCCAUUUUGGUAUCAUUCAUCAAACAAUAUAUUACUAAAAAGAAACACUUCAAUAUGUCUAAUAUUUUUCUGCUUAUUGGUAUACUGUCUAUUGGAUUAGCAUUUACAGGUGCACAAUCCAUAGGAGUUUGCUAUGGAAUGAUUGGCAAUAACCUACCAUCCAAGCAAGAAGUUGUGGAUUUAUAUAAAUCAAAAGGCAUUAACAGAAUGCGUUUAUAUUAUCCAGAUGAAGAAGCUCUUCAAGCCCUUAGAGGUUCCAACAUUGAAUUGAUUCUUGAUGUGGCUAAGGAAACCCUUUCUUCUCUUGUAAAUGCCAAUGAAGCCACAAACUGGAUCAACAAAUUUGUUAAACCCUACUCACAAGAUGUUAAAAUUAAGUACAUCACUGUUGGAAAUGAAAUCUACCCUAAUGACAAUGAGGCCCAGUACAUUCUCCCUGCAUUGCAAAACAUUCAAAACGCAAUUUCUUCUGCUAAUUUACAAGGCCAAAUCAAGGUCUCUAUAGCAAUAGCCAUGUCUUUGAUUCAGAAUUCUUAUCCACCUAACAAUGGUGCUUUUAUUGACCCAGCAAGGUCUUAUAUACAACCAAUAAUUAACUUCCUAGUGACCAAUGGGUCACCAUUUCUUGCAAAUGUGUAUCCAUACAUCGCUUAUGUCGGGGAUAAACAAAACAUUCAUCUUGAUUAUGCUCUUUUUAAUCAACAAGGAAACAAUGAUGUUGGUUAUCAAAAUCUCUUUGAUGCGCAGUUGGAUUCAGUAUACGCUGCUCUUGAGAAAGUCGGGGGUUCUAAUUUGCAGAUUGUUGUGUCUGAGAGUGGAUGGCCAUCUGCUGGUGGAGAUGGGGCAACACCGGAAAAUGCUGCCACAUAUUAUAGUAAUUUGAUUAAUCAUGUUAAGAGUGGGACCGUGAAGAAACCUGGUAUGGCUAUUGAGACUUAUUUGUUUGCCAUGUUUGAUGAAAAUCAGAAGAAUGGUGCAUCAACUGAACAACAUUUUGGUCUCUUUAAUCCUGAUAAAUCGCCUAAAUAUCAAAUAAAUUUCAAUUAGAUAAAUUAAUGGAUGAUUUUAAAAAAAAAUAUAUGUAACUAAAUAUAUAUAAGAAUAAUUGUGCCAGAAUGCACAUGAUGAUGAUGUUGUUGUUGUUAGCAUGUUCCUAUUUAUAUAAUGAAUUAAAUAAAUGAAAGGUGAUGUACUUUAUUAA
Molecule: messenger RNA, 1261 nt
Organism: Lathyrus oleraceus (garden pea)
Lineage: Eukaryota; Viridiplantae; Streptophyta; Magnoliopsida; Fabales; Fabaceae
Product: glucan endo-1,3-beta-glucosidase
Exons: 2
Coding region: 115-1107 (330 amino acids)
Biological process (GO): carbohydrate metabolic process
Molecular function (GO): hydrolase activity, hydrolyzing O-glycosyl compounds
Source: RefSeq, a predicted model, not a curated record